Molecule: messenger RNA, 1254 nt
Organism: Astrephomene gubernaculifera
Lineage: Eukaryota; Viridiplantae; Chlorophyta; Chlorophyceae; Chlamydomonadales; Astrephomenaceae
Source: the annotation of a GenBank genome assembly
CUUACAACAACAUAUGCAUAAAAUACUAGGCGCCCAUGCUUUCUGCCCACGAGCAUCGACUUUGUGCAUGCGCUGGGUGCGGCAAUGCUUCGCAAGCCACGAAGCUUGACACACAGCGUGCGCUUUUACGUUCACGGCAAAGACUAACAUACAGAUAUGCAGCCCCUAAGAACGCGGUCCACGGGGAUGGACAAGCGGCAGUUGGCAUGAUGCAAGCAAAUGACAUCAAGGACGCUGGCAAAGCGCAACAAUCCUGGAAAACUCAUCUGGGUUUCAAAGCUUAUGGGCUUCGAGAGUGUGGGCACGAGCCGGUGCUUAUCCAACGGCGAGUGGUGUUGCAUUCCUACGCUUUACCUGCCCUCUUGGCAAGCCUUACAAUUGGCUCAGACGAUCCGACAACCCUCCUGAACAGCGUGCUUGGCGGAUAUGGACUGCCUCGCUUGCCCAUUGCUUCCGGCUUCAAAACACUGGAUGAUUUUGAGCUGGACCUCACAUUCGAGUACCCGCGGAGCUGGGUGGUACGGCGCAACACGCUGCGGCCGGGGCUCUACAUCUCGGACUUCAACACGGCAGACAAGCUCUCCCUGGAGGUCUUCCCCUGGCAGCAACACCCGCCGCCUGGUACGCCACCGCCUCCGCAGCAUCAGUUCGGAGCACAGGAAGCAGCAGCAGCAGCAGAGCUAACACCAGCAGCGGCACUGCCAGCAGCCGCCUUGGGAACGGCAGCAGCAACACCACUAGCAACCGCAACGUCAUUGUCGUCAGCAGCAGUAGCAGCAGGGGAGAAAGACCUCCUAGUGCAAGCGGCCGUAGCAGCGGCAGUGGCUCCAGGGGCUGUGGCGUCAGGCCAGCCGGCUGACAAGCUGCUGCUGCCCCCUGCGAGCAGCAUUCGGAGCCGCACCCAGUUGGUGGACGGGCAGGAGUACACCUACCUCCAAUUCGCGUCUGAGACCCUCACCCGCAGCGGUUACCAGGUACGGCGACGGAACUUCGCAGUGGUGGCUGUACGACGAGGAACCGUGUACUGCCUGAAUGCAAGCUCCCGGAGCGAUCAGUUCGAUGCGGAUAAGGAGGCACUGCUGCGCCACGUCAUCGAGUCCUUCCGGGCCCGUUGAUGGUGGGGUUGCCGAAUGGCUUUGCAAUUUCCGCUGGGCGCAACUGGUGCUGUGUAUAGUUGCUGUGUAUGUUGGAUGGCAACGUUAGAACGAGGAGAAGAAAGGGAAUGCUCGGUGGUGUGGGAAAGGAUGCGGGUGU